Aspergillus welwitschiae is the source of this 2034-nucleotide messenger RNA. Its product is annotated as Alpha/Beta hydrolase protein. NCBI's taxonomy places the organism in Eukaryota, Fungi, Ascomycota, Eurotiomycetes, Eurotiales, Aspergillaceae. The record is from RefSeq and is a predicted model, not a curated record. The transcript has 2 exons. Bases 1 to 2034 code for a protein of 677 amino acids.
AUGAGGCAUUCCCCGCUCAGGAUGGCUGCCAUGGCGUCACUGCUGCUGCUGGCUCUUCCGGCCGUGGCAAAAGCUUCAUCCGCUCCGACAAGCCUUUUGUUUCAGAACGACGGAAACUGGACUGCUCAUGGGGAGCGACCAAGUGCUUUGCUAGUGCAUACACCUGCCCGCCGUCGUCAGGCAGAAACAAUCUGUGCCGACUAUGAGGAGCAAUUGCUGCGAUGCGAUGACGUGCACCAGUUCCGCCAGUCUUUCCAGUACCAGCAGUAUCUAGGUACUCUGACUAACGAGACGCUGCUCUGGACUGCUUGCAGUACACCAGUCACUCUUUCUGGUACCUCUGCCGCUGAUAAUGUCUCUUCGGAUGGAGAGUGGCCUUUCGUCUGCACAAACUCGGCUCCACUGGUUGAUCGUGUCGACACCGAUUACUCCUCCUUCCCUCGGGUUAAUGCCACGGCACGUAACAUUACCUUCGAAGGCCUCCGUGAUCAUUUGACUUUUCGAUUUGCUGGUAUUCCGUUUGCGCAGCCGCCAAUUGGCACACGCCGCUUCCAGUAUGCCGAAGCUUGGGAUGCGACCAAUGUAAGUUACGUCAAUGCAACUCAAUACAGCCCCGCCUGUCUGCAGUUCGGUUACUUUGACGGAAAUAGCUAUGAUUUGAACCCCUGGGGUAAUGAUGAGGAUUGUCUUUAUUUGAAUGUAUAUACUCCCUUUCUUCCGGGCGAUACGGACGUGCCCAAGGAUCAACUGAAGCCUGUCCUCUUCUGGAUCCAUGGCGGUGGCUUCUCUCAAGGCACCGGCUCGGACCUAACCUUCGAUGGAGGAAGUCUAACUUCACGCUCGGAUGUGGUCAUCGUCACCUCUAACUACCGCUUGAAUAUUUUCGGGUACUUAUCACUCGAUGAUGGCACCAUCCCUGGGAACUACUGGAUGUCCGAUAACAUCGCUGCUCUUCGGUGGGUGCAACAAUAUAUCCGCGGGUUCGGGGGAAACCCAAACAAUGUUACCAUCUUUGGGCAGUCCGCUGGUGGCGCCAACUGCAUCGAGCUUGUUGCUUCUCCGCAAGCUGCUGGUCUAUUUCAGGGCAGUAUCCAGCAGUCAGCGGGCAACGGUCGCUUUAGCACCCAGAGCGCAAUAGCCGAGCUAGCUGAGCCCUACCUUAGCCCAUAUUGCAACGAGACAGGCGCUGCCCGGCUUGCCUGCCUGCACGCCGACAUCUUCUUCACUCCAGUGAUCGAUCCUGUAUAUCUACCAGAUGCACCUAUGGCUCUAGUCGCCCAAGGAAGCUCUUACAUUAACUCCGUACGGAUGAUGUCCACCCUGAUGCCCGAGGAAUGUCAGUCGCUGACCACAACCACUCUGGCACCCAAUAUGAGCGACUUUCAGACCGCGCUCGACCAGCUCAUCCCAGGGGGCUGGAUCGAUCAAGAACAGGCAGAUCAUAUUAUCCCCUCAGGCCUGUGGCUUAUUAGCAACGAGACCUUUCACAACGGGUCAACUUCAUACUCCAGCGUAUACAACGCUAGUGUCAAGAUCGCCACCGAAAAUAACCAAGAGUGCCCGAAUGGCGCCUACGCUAUGGUGGGAGCCGCCACGGUCGCUUUCCCCAGUAUGCACGUGGCCUAUCAUCAGCGCGGAUACGCUCUCUCCUACUAUGAUUUCUAUGACCUCUGCACGUUUCCUGUCGGAAAGCCGGACACACCAUAUUAUCGGUGCCACUCUAGUGACUUGUACGAGGUAUUUGGGACUUACUACAUUUACGAUCAGCCGAUUCGGGUUCCCGAGGAUAUCUACUACACCAAUGCGGUGCAGGACAUGUGGGGGUCGUUUGCGCGAACGGGUGAUCCUAAUGUUGCGAGGGAGUAUCUGAUAGCGCGCGGUUACAACACCACCUUAGAGUUCUUUGCAGGCUGGCGUUGGCCGGAGUUUACGGCGUCAAAUAUGGUCCUGGCUGAUUUGCAAUAUCCGCGGCCAGGGUAUACGGAUGUGCCCGAUCUGGAGCAUUGUCGGUAUCUAGCUAGUGUGCAGUAUUGA